This is a messenger RNA of Taeniopygia guttata (zebra finch), 8466 nucleotides long. It is a transcript of the gene UNC5D, whose product is annotated as unc-5 netrin receptor D. The record is from RefSeq and is a predicted model, not a curated record. Gene Ontology annotation, cellular component: membrane. NCBI's taxonomy places the organism in Eukaryota, Metazoa, Chordata, Aves, Passeriformes, Estrildidae. Gene Ontology annotation, biological process: netrin-activated signaling pathway; axon guidance. Gene Ontology annotation, molecular function: netrin receptor activity; protein binding.
UCGGCGGCGGCCGGAGCGGGGAGCGGAGCCCGCACCGCGGCCCCGGAGCGCCGCAUCCCCGGGAGCCCGACAGCGAGACUGCGCGGGGGACAGGAGCGGGCAACCCCCGCAAAAACACCCGAAACCCCCCAAAACCCCGGCUGAUUCUCUGGCUGAAGCUCGGCUCCGCAUCCCGGGGCUCCGCAUCCCGGGGCUCCGCAUCCUGCGCCUUCAUAUCCCGGGGGGUUCCAUCCGCGGCUCCGCAUCCCGCGGCUCCAUCCCCGGCUCCGUAUCCGGGGCUCCAUCCCCGGGGCUCCAACCCCGGGGCUCCAACCCCGGCUCCAUCCCCGGGGCUCCAUCCCCGGGGCUCCAACCCCGGCUCCAUCCCCGGCUCUGCGGGCUCAGCAUGGGCGGAGGAGCCCCGCGCCUGCACCGGCGGCUGCUGCUGCUGCUGCUGGGGCUGUGCAGCUGGACGGCCGCUCUGCGAGGACAUGAGAACAGCGAGGCCCUGCCCGAGUCCAUCCCCUCGGCGCCAGGGACCCUGCCCCAUUUCCUGGAGGAGCCGGACGAUUCCUACAUCAUCAAGAGCAACCCCAUCGUGCUGCGCUGCAGGGCCGUGCCCGCCAUGCAGAUCUUCUUCAAGUGCAACGGGGAGUGGGUGCACCAGAACGAGCACGUGUCCCGCGAGAGCCUGGACCAGGCCACGGGGCUGAAGGUGCGGGAGGUUUCCAUCAACGUGACGCGGCAGCAGGUGGAGGAUUUCCACGGCCCCGAGGAUUACUGGUGCCAGUGCGUGGCCUGGAGCCACCUGGGCACCUCCAAGAGCAGGAAGGCAUCGGUGCGCAUCGCUUAUCUACGGAAGAACUUCGAGCAAGACCCCCAGGGCAAGGAGGUUCCCAUCGAGGGGAUGAUUGUCCUGCACUGCCGGCCCCCCGAGGGCGUCCCCGCGGCCGAGGUGGAGUGGCUGAAGAACGAGGAGCCCAUCGAUUCCAACCUGGACGAGAACAUCGACACCAGGGCCGACCACAACCUCAUCAUCCGCCAGGCGCGCCUGUCCGACUCGGGGAACUACACCUGCAUGGCUGCCAACAUCGUAGCCAAGAGGAGGAGCCUGUCAGCCACCGUGGUGGUCUAUGUGAACGGGGGCUGGUCCUCGUGGACGGAGUGGUCCAGCUGCAACGCGCGCUGCGGGCGGGGCUGGCAGAAACGCUCGCGCACCUGCACCAACCCCGCGCCCCUCAACGGGGGAGCCUUCUGCGAGGGCAUGUCCGUGCAGAAAAUCACCUGCACCUCCCUCUGCCCCGUGGACGGCAGCUGGGAGGUGUGGAGCGAGUGGUCAGUGUGCAGCCCCGAGUGCGAGCACCUGCGCGUGCGGGAGUGCGCAGCGCCCGCGCCCCGCAACGGCGGCAAACACUGCGAGGGCCUGAGCCAGGAGUCCGAGAACUGCACUGAGGGGCUCUGCAUCCAAGACGUGGAGCGCGGCGGGGACAUCGCGCUGUACUCGGGGCUGGCGGCGGCGGUGCUGGCGGUGGCCGUGCUGGCGCUGGGGGUGACCCUGUACCGGCGCAGUCAGAGUGAGUACGGCGUGGAUGUCAUUGAUUCCUCUGCACUCACGGGAGGCUUCCAGACUUUUAAUUUUAAAACAGUCAGACAAGGUAACUCCCUGCUCCUGAACUCGUCCCUGCAGCCUGAGCUGACGGUCAGCAGGACCUACAGCGGCCCCAUCUGCCUGCAGGACCCCCUGGACAAGGAGCUGAUGACCGAGUCCUCGCUCUUCAACCCCCUGGCCGACAUCAAGGUCAAGGUGCAGAGCUCCUUCAUGGUGUCCCUGGGCGUCACCGAGAGGGCCGAGUACCAUGGCAAGGCCCACCCCGGCACCUUCCCCCACGGCAGCCCGCGGCCCUUCGGGACCCUCCAGGCCAGGAACAAGGCCAUGUUCAUCCAGCACCUGGCCUCCAUCUCCAGCAGCAGCGAGCUCAGGAGCUCGGCCCUCUUCGGGCACCUGGGGGGCCGCCUGGUGGUCCCCAACACAGGGGUCAGUCUGUUGAUUCCACACGGGGCUAUUCCUGAGGAGAGUUCCUGGGAAAUCUACCUGGCCAUCACCCAGAAGGAGUCCAGCCUGGAGCCGGAGGGCCCCGAGGUGCUGCUGGGGCCCGAGGUGAGCUGCGGGCCCCCCGAGCUGGCGGUGAGCACCCCGUGCGCCCUGAGCAUCCCGCACUGCGCCCACGCCGACCCCCAGCACUGGAGCAUCCGCCUCAAGAGGAGGACGCAGCAGGGCAAGUGGGAGGAAGUGAUGUCUGUGGAAGAGGAAACUACUUCUUGCUACUGCCUGUUGGAUCCUUAUGCCUGUCACAUUCUCUUAAACAGCUUUGGAACUUAUGCCCUAAUUGGGGAACCCAUCUCAGACUGCGCCGUUCGACAGCUGAAAGUCGCCGUUUUUGGCUGCCUGUCUUGCAAUUCUCUGGAUUACAAUCUGAGGGUUUAUUGUGUGGAUAACACCCCUUGUGCAUUCCAGGAAGUGGUUUCAGAUGAAAGACUCCAAGGGGGGCAAUUGCUGGAGGAACCCAAACUUUUGCAUUUUAAAGGCAACACCUGCAGCCUGCAGAUCUCAGUGCUGGACGUUCCUCCCUUCCUGUGGAGAAUCAAACCCUUCACUGCCUGCCAGGAGGUGCCGUUCUCCCGCGUGUGGCGCGGCAGCCCCCGGCCCCUGCUCGGCGCCUUCUCCCUGGAGCGCUUCAGCCCCGCCACCACCCAGCUGUGCUGCACCGUGUGCGUCAGGCAGCUGCAGGGCCACGAGCAGCUGCUGCACGUCCAGACCUCUGUCCUCGAGACUGAGAGAGAAAACAUCACCUUCUUUGGCCACGAGGACAGCGCCUUCCCCGCCCAGCUGGGCCCCAAGGCCUUCAAGAUCCCGCGCUCCAUCCGGCAGCGCAUCUGCGCCACCUUCGACGCGCCCAGCGCCAAGGGCAAGGACUGGCAGAUGCUGGCCCAGAAGAACAGCAUCAGCAGGAACCUCUCCUUCUUCGCCACCCAGAGCAGCCCCUCCGCCGUCAUCCUGGACCUGUGGGAGGCUCGGCACCAGCACGACGGGGACCUGGACUCGCUGGCCUGUGCUCUGGAGGAGAUUGGCAGGACACACUCCAAGCUCUCCGAGGGGGCAGAGCCCGAGCUGGAGGAGCCCGAGUUCCCCUGCAGCAGGAAGGGCCUUUAGCCCCCCUGCCCCGCCGGGACAGCCCAGCCCUGAGCCCGGGCCGGGGGACAGGAGGGUUUGUGGGGAUGGAACCCACCCCACAGCAGAGCAGCGGGAGGAGCAGAACCAGCCCUGCUAAAAACCCCUCUGGUGAUGAGGAAAACGAGCUUCUCCCUGCCCUCCUCCACUUAAAAUCCGUCUUUUGGUGCCCCAAACAAACCUGCACUUGUGUCAGUGCCGGGGCAGGAGGGAGAGGGACACAGAGCCAUAAGAGGUAAAUGUUAUUCUGUAUUUAGGAACAGUCAUGUUCGUGUACUGCCUAGUGAAAAUCAACAAAUAAUGUUGGAUAUUUCGAGCCACUGGAGGUUGGUCCUGGUUAAAAGGUUUCUCGCUUCGAGAGUGGUUUAAAAUCCCAUCACGUUGUCACUUUAUGUCUGCUACAGGAAAACUGAAAAUUUGGCCUUAUCCUGUUCAGAUGUUUGAGGAAUUAGAAGAUUUCAUCAUUAUUUCAUAUCAUGUGUAUUCCAAAUAAUUUGUUUUAAAAAUUCAGCCCCUUAAUGAAUGUAUGUUUGCUGCAGAGCUUUGCUGCCUGCUCUGUUACCAAAAUUCCAGAACAAACCCCUUCUCUCUGAGACUGGGGGGUGUGCACACGCCAGAGGAAUUUUCUAAUUUUCUACGUCUGCAAACUUUCUUAGUCAAAAAACUGUCUUUGGGGGUGGAUUUAAAUAACCAAAUAACACAGGGGAAAUUUCCAGCCCUAUUUUAGCACGUUGAGACAUUCAUUUUUAUUCAUUUUUAUUACUUCAUGCUCUGUGGCUGAGCUGAAGGUGAAGGCAACCAGCACAGCUUCAUUUUGGUUUGGUCUGGUUUCAGACUGAGACCACAAACCCUACACGGCACUGCCAGCACUGGCCUUGAUUUCGUUGCACAAUUUGGGAAUUUCACGGGGUGCAGAGCUGGCUGUGUUACCUUGGUUUAGUUACAAAUUGCAUUUACCCCCAAAAUCAGAAUCUAACUGGAGAAUUCGCCUCGAUUUUUACCCAUUCCAUACAAAUAUGAUUUAUGACUUCAACCCAACAGAAAAGAGUGAGCAAGGGCCUGGUGGAGCUGGUACUGAGCCAAAUGUCACCGUUAUUUUGACCAUUCUUUUCACUCCCAUCCUUCACCAUAGCCGAGUGCUCCUCAGCCCAUGGGGCUGCCAGGGCACAGUCAGGAGAAACAGGAACAGAAAUGAGGCUUUGGGAGCUUUGUGGAAAUGCAGGAACCCCAAACCAAAGACUUGGGGGCUGUUUUAGCCUUGUGUUUGGCUGAGAGCAGCACGACAGCCCCCAGGGCAGGUCCAGCCUGUAACUCCUUCACUCAGGACUGUGAAAAUCUGAACAACAAUGAGAUCAACAACAGCAACACCAGCUCUGUCCUUGCUCCUGCUGCUCUGAAAUCACCAAUGUUGCUGCCUGUCUGGCUCAGGAAUAGGUGGAGACUUGGAAAUCCUGGGAAUCCUGAGAUCCAUGCAAACCUUCCCUGCAGCUCAGCACCUCCCGCAGCCCGGCAGAGGCUCCUGGCGCAGGUUUAGGGGCAGACAGAAAUACCGGCUGCAAGCUGUCACUGCUUUCAGCAGCACACGCUCCCCCAGCUCUGUCUCAGUGACUGCCAGUCCUCCUCCUCACAAACCUGUUCUUCGCCGGACAAAAUGUCAGGCAUCAGAAAAACAAAACAGGAGAGGCGCCCAGGGAAGGAGCGCUGCGAGCUGCUGCUGUCGGGGAAACCAGCCCGUUCUGCCUGCAGCAGGAGCUCCUUCCAGUGCCCAAGCAGCUCUGCCCCGGGCAGGCUGGAUUUGUGUGCCCGGGGAGCUCCAGGGCAUUCCUGGUGCUGCAGGGCCCUCCUGGAGCUGCAGGGCAUUCCUGGGAGCUGCAGGGCAUUCCCAGAGCUGCAGGGCAUUCCUGGAGCUGCAGGGCACUCCUGGAGCUGCAGGGCACUCCUGGAGCUGCAGGGCACUCCCGGAGCUGCAGGGCACUCCUGGAAGCUGCAGGGCAUUCCUGGGAGCUGCAGGGCAUUCCUGGAGCUGCAGGGCAUUCCUGGGAGCUGCUGGACAUUCCAAGUUCUGCAGGGCAUUCCUGGAGUUGCAGGGCACUCCUGGAGCUGCAGGGCAUUCCCAGAGCUGCAGGGCCCUCCUGGAGCUGCAGGGCACUCCCGGGAGCUGCAGGGUGUUCAGGUGCUUCAGGGCAUUCCUGGAUCUGCAGGGCAUUCCUGGGAGCUGCUGGACAUUCCAAGUUCUGCAGGGCAUUCCAGGAGCUGCAGGGCAUUCCUGGAUCUGCAGGGCAUUCCUGGGAGCUGCUGGACAUUCCAAGUUCUGCAGGGCAUUCCAGGAGCUGCAGGACAUUCCAGGAGCUGCAGGGCAUUCCAGGAGCUGCAGAGCAUUCCAGGAGCUGCAGGACAUUCCUGGGAAUUUCAGGGCAUUUCUGGGAGCUGCUUGCUCCUCUCUGCUGUCCCAGCCCCCGGGAGCUGCCCCCACGCCCUAGAGGAGCCGCAGGAGCUGCUGGGCUCUGCCCCUGCUGCCCCUCCUCGGGGCACAGCCGGGUUCUGUCCGGACCUGGCAGCUCUGCAGAGCCUCCCAGGGCAGCACACCCCGCUCAGAGGGACCCCAGCCUGCCCCAGACUCCCCGAUCCACCCACAACCCCAUGGAUGUCAUGUUGUGGAAGGGGAUAAAUGUCCAAAGUGGGCAAUUCCAGAGGGAAGCUGUUCCCCGUGCCUGGGGCACAGCUCAGUUGGAUGUUGCCCUUUCGGUUUUUUCCCUGGUUUUUCUUCCCUUUGCCCAAAGCAGGUUGCUUUGCAGCUGAUCUCACUCUUUGGGAACCUGAAUCAACAACCCUCGAGUUUUCCUUCCUAUUCCUGACUGCUUUGAUGCUCUUGUGUUCUUCAAAUGAACCAGAAAUGCCACAAAUAUUUAUUUCCUUUCUUUCUUUCUCCUAAAAAGACCUUUUGGAAAUCUGUGCACGUAUUCAUAUGGUUUGACCCAAAACACAGAUGUGGAGGAGCACCUGGAAAAAGAUUAGAGGCCAGAAAUUAAAAAUUCAUUCCUUUCUUCUGUUGUAUAAAUUAUGAUAAUUGAAAAACAAUUUUCCCGAGGUAGAAAGCAAAAGAAAGAGAAAUGUGAAUUUUGCCUCUGCAGAUUCCACAUGGCUGCCCUGGCUCCAUUCAGGGGAAAGAGCCAUUCUGAUUUUACAUCACCAAAGAAUCUGCUUUAAUAGAUUUUCAUCUUCCUGAGCACUUUGCCCAGGUAUUUCUGUGCCAUGACUCAUUGCAGACUAAUGGCUGCAUUUUAAAAAUGACUCCCAGCUCCGCCAGCACCAUAAAGCUCAUUUCCAUUUCGUACCGCCCUGCACUCCCACAGAAAUUUUAUUGGGAUUUUUGUAAUAGAUGAAGAGAUAUCAACACAAUUCUCUUACAAUCCAGCAAACUGCUUUUGUCAUUGUUUUUAUCUCUGGCCACAGCUGCUCUCCCCCUCUCUGGCCUGGGCUCUGCUGCUUUCAGAGAAUCUUAUUCAGCAUAAAUAACCAGAAAGGGAUCCUGCAGGGCCCAGGAUAUUCACAUCACACUGCAACUCCAUUCUUCUUUUCCACCUGCAAGGCAGUGCUGUGUGAGUUUUAAAGCAUUCAAUAACUGAUCAAUUCCAAUUUUCCACAAAAGGGAGACACAGCUCAGGUCCACGGGAAGUUUAACAAGGGAGGGACCAGGCUGGGCUUCUGGUCACCACCUGAAUCUUCAUUUUUCAGGCUGUUUCUGCCUGUAAAACACAGAUUGCAGCAAAGAGCUGUGUUUGUUCUUGGCUGGUAAUUAACUGAGAGGAAAAUGAGAUUUGAAGUCCUUGACAACCGUGGAGGAUCUCCAGGGCUGCGUCUCUGGCCUUUCCUUGGCUGAUGCCCCCAGGGUUCUCUCUCACCUGUGGCACAGCAGGAGAGGGCGAACAUCCUUCACCCAGAGCCUGCCCAUGGUUUCCCAGGGGUGGCUCACUCCUGGCAUGAGCUUUGGUGAAAUUCCUCCCUGGACACUGUUCCAGCUCCAGCAGGGGCUGGGGCGUGCACAGACCUCCCUGCCCAGCCCCAGGAUUUGGGUGGAAUUGGUGAAGUUUGGGGUGCCCUGCACCCAGCCUGGCAGGGCAGGAGGGGAACAUUUGGGGGUUCCUCCCUUGGCCCUGGCAGAGUGGAACAUCCAGCCCCUGCCAGCCCUGUGCUGGAAUUGGGAAUAUUGACCCAUGGCUGGGAUAACUCCUCAAGGAAUUCCUUCAGGUGUCCCUUGUCUGGGCACUGGAGGGGGAAGGAGGAAACCCCAAAGCCCAGCCCCACAUUUUUAGGUGAAGCUGUGAUUUUUCCAUCCUUUCCCCUCUCAGCCCCAACCCCGGUCCCCCCAGGGCUCCGGAGUGCCUGUCCCAGCUGGGCAGGGCACACACAAACCUGGCUCACAGACUCAGCUUUGGGAACAGCAAACUCCAUCCCAUCCACCUCCCCGUCCCGCUGUGGCUCCGUCCCAGCGGAUAAAAGCUACAAAAAUGUGAAGUGUUCUCCUUCUGUCCAUUUGGAGAAGAUAAAACGUGGUGCUGGUCAGUCUGGUGAGACUCUGAGCCGUGUCAGACAAGAGAUAACAAAAUUUGCAUUGCAUUUUCAACUCCCACAACAUUGGACCAGCUCUUAGGUGAAAAUGGGAGGAGGAACUUCAAUGCAGUUCAACACAAAAUAGAAAUAACUCCUAAAAAGAGAAAAAAAAACCCCAAACCCACAAGUAUUCCUCUAGAGAGAGCUGUUUUCUCUUCUGCUCCUUUAUUUGUGCAAUGAAUAGGUUGUGAAAAGGUCUCUGCCCGAGCAUCCCCCCCUGCCCGGGCUCGGCGUGUUUGGGGUGAAGGAGGGCAGAGCUCCAAACCCUUCGUAGGAUGAAGCUGAAGCAGGGGGGAAGGGAGACAGAACAUGGGAUCAAAAGCAUGGCCUUGGCUUCAUACCACACUUUCUGUGCCUUGUUCUAUCAAUGUAAAUUCUGAAUGUUGUACAGUGAAAAUACUUGGGAAAGACUCCUUGGAAAAGGCUGCACUGGCUUCUUUUUUCAGCACAUGUACAUAUAUAAAUAGCUAUACAUAUAUAUAUAUUUGGUAAUGCCAACCAGCUGUGUUCUGUUGUCCUGGAGAAGUCAAAGUGGACCCUUUGGGUGUUUUCUGUCGAGUUGCAGAGCUGUGCGGCCCCGUUGGCGAGAGGUGUACAGGUGGGAAUGAUGGAUAUCAGCUAUUUAUGAAUAAAGAGUCUUUUACUGA